GACAAAGAGGAUGAGGCUAUAAAUUUGUUUUCCGCGGCCGAAGAAGAAUAAGAAACCGUCUGCAGCGGCGGCGGGGAAGAAAUAGGGUCCUGUUUGGCAUUGCUUAUUCAACAAGAUGCCGUUGGCUCAAGACCCUUUCUAUAUCGUGAAGGAGGAUAUUCAACAAUCUAUUGACAAGCUGUUGUCUACAUUUCAUCAAUGGGAGCGCAUUCCCGGUAGUAGUGUAGAGUAUCAACGUCUCAUUAAGGAGCUUCUUGCUGCAUGUGAGAGCGUUUCGUGGCAGGUGGAUGAAUUGGACAAGACAAUCACAGUUGCCUCAAAAGAUCCUGCUUGGUAUGGUAUUAAUGAAACGGAGCUUGAAAAAAGAAGAAGAUGGACCAGCACUGCACACAACCAGGUGGGGAAUGUGAAGAAAGCAGUACUAGCCGGACAAAAUUCAUAUGGUUUGAGUGUUAUUGAAAUGCGAAAAGAGUUGAUGGCACAGCCAAAUUCUCAUCAGGCAGAUAAACUGAACAAGUACACUACCCCAAAUAAUGAUGAUUUUAUAUCAUCUGAAUCUGAUAGACAGUUACUUCUCAUAAAGCAGCAGGAUGAUGAGCUAGAUGAGCUUAGUGCUAGUGUAAGAAGAAUUGGCGGUGUUGGGCUGACUAUACAUGAUGAACUUCUUUCACAGGAGAAGCUGAUUGAUGAACUCGGCGUGGAGAUGGAUAGCACAUCUACUCGUCUUGAUUUUGUUCAGAAAAGAGUUGCUAUGGUAAUGAAGAAGGCCAGUGUCAAGGGCGUGGGAAUGCAAUGCAAUGAUCCAGGAAGCAUUUUUUAUGUGAGUAUGCUUAGCAUUUUGUCUGGGGUUCAAGGAUCUUGCGUGGAAAUUGGAUUAGGUGCUUCUGAUUCAUGGACCAUGCCUUUAGACCAGCAAGUUGAAAUUGCUUGUGCUAAGGUUAGAGGAAUGCUACAACUUCAACAAGGUUACAAUCUAGUUGGUCUCUCCCAGGGAAACAUAAUAGGCCGAGGCAUGAUUGAAUUAUGUGACAAUUUACCUCCGAAUUUCAUCUCAAUAGCUGGGCCUAAUGCUGGAGUUUCUUCACUUCCUCUUUGCACCGUUGGGCCUCGGUGUGGUGCUUUGAGUUACUUGUAUAAAAUGGGAGUCUACUCCGGACUUGUUCAAGACCGCUUGGCUCCGAGUGGUUAUGUUAGGCUUGCAAAUGAUAUUCCGGGAUACUUGGAAGGAUGCAAGUUUUUGCCAAAGAUAAACAAUGAAAUCCCAAGCUCAAACAAUACCCUCCACAAGCAGAGAUUCAGCAGCUUGCAAAAUCUUGUCCUCAUCAUGUUCGAAAGCGACAGCGUUGUCAUCCCGGCAUUAAGCUCUUGGUUCGGCUUCUAUCAAGACGGAGAUUCUACAACAGUGUUGCCUCCGCAACAAACAAGAUUGUACAAAGAGGAUUUAUUUGGGUUGAAAACAUUGGAUGAAGCUGGGAAGGUGAAAAAUUUUAUAUCAAUAGGAGGUCCUAAUGCUGGGGUUGCUUCACUUCCUUCUUGCGCUACUCACUUUGCUCCUAGUGGUUAUACUAAGCUUCCAAAUAAGUUUCCAUGGUGUGGUGCAAUUGGUAAGUACUAUGGCAUGGGAGUAUAUAAUGACUUUACCCAGGAUCAUCUGGCUCCUAGUGGCUAUAUCAAGAUUCCAACCGACAUCCAGGCUUACUACAAAAAGUGCAAAUAUCUACCCAGGAUAAACAAUGAAGUCCCAGACAAAGGCAGUGCAUCUCGCAAGAAAAAAUUCAGUAGCCUUCAUACUCUUGUUCUUGUCUUGGUAUUUCCACUCUCAUCUUCAACUGCUUUUAUCGUUCUCCAUGGCAUUUCCAUGAUGUGCGCGGAUGCAGGAAGCAUGUAUUACACCAUGACACUUAGCUCCAUGACAAAAGUUAAAGGAUCAUGCGUGUAUAUUAAGGGGAUGGCAGAACUUAAAGAUGGUUACCAUAUGGUUUCUCUCUCCCAGGGAAACAUGGUAGGAAGAGGAGUGAUUGAGUUAUGUGAUGGCCCACCAGUCAAGAAUUUUAUCUCAGUUGGAGGACCAAAUGCAGGGCACUCGUCAACUAUCCCUUGUGGACCUUUUCCCUGGUGUGGUGUAGUAGGGCAAUUUUAUGGAAUGGGAGUAUACACCCCUUAUGUUCAAUUCAUGGCGGACACAAUUAUAAUGCCACAAGAAAGUUCCCAUUUCGGAUAUUACCGGAACGGGGACUUCACCAAACCCGUGCCUAUGCAAGAGACUGAUGUUUACCAGAAGGACAUGUUUGGGUUGCAAACUUUGGAUAAAGCUAAAAAGAUAAAGUUCUUCAAGGUGCCUGGUGCUCACCUUGUCAUAACAGUACCUGAAAUACAGAAGAAUAUUCUCCCAUACAUGACCUAAUUCAUGUCCCAAUUCAACUAAUGUCUACAUAUAAACACGAUUAAUACCUCAAAUACAAUAACAGUUUCCUUUUGGU
Cuscuta campestris is the source of this 2480-nucleotide messenger RNA. The record is from the annotation of a GenBank genome assembly. NCBI's taxonomy places the organism in Eukaryota, Viridiplantae, Streptophyta, Magnoliopsida, Solanales, Convolvulaceae.